Messenger RNA from Coregonus sp. 'balchen', 7289 nucleotides. NCBI's taxonomy places the organism in Eukaryota, Metazoa, Chordata, Actinopteri, Salmoniformes, Salmonidae. The record is from the annotation of a GenBank genome assembly.
AAUGUAGUUCCCGAGUACCUACGCCCCCUCUUGACCUAAACCGCCAGCCAAACUGCAAACGACUACAUCUCCCAACCAAUCACGCAUAAAUCCAGGAAGUCAGGUUCCUCGAGCUGGUUGCUCCAUCGUUGCCAAGUCGCGAACAUAAAACAGAAUGGGAAAGGGUUUCUUUAGAUGUGUUGAAUGCAUUAAGGACGCGCACGAGCUUCGCAGAGAUUACAGUAAUGGGAUCUUGAAGAUAAACAUAUGUGUGAGUUAACUAACUGGCCCAUGUUCAUUUCCUGGUUUAGAUAUUAGCUAACUGAUGAUGCUAGGCUAGCUAGAAAUGAAGGGACCUGUCACUGCCAGCGGUUUCUCUGUUUCUAUUCAAGUUAUGAUGCCUGAUGAUGGAUAAUUAGCUGAUAUUUGUGGUUAGUGGUUGGGUCUCUACCCUUACAACAGAUAAAACAGUAAGCUAGCUAUCUAGUUUAGCCAUAAAAGCUAGAUAAAUGCGUAUGGUGUGCCUGUUUUAUCCCUUUCAUACAUAGACCAAAAUCCCACUAAUUUAUCAUGUCUGCAUUUUUAUAACAGCUUUUUCGUAUAUCUGAAAGGGGUAGGGGGUAAAAAACGUGGGAAAAUAAAAGCCACCUAAAGACCGAGUCAUGAUUCCUGCAUUUUCACAGACCCUGUAACCAAAAUACAGGUAUCGGGUCUGUGUGAAUGGUUCUCUGCUUUUUUGCAGGUAAAGACAUUAACACUUCCAUUGUUUAACACCUCCCUAAUUUAAACUGCAAACAGCCCCCAUGGUUUAACAACACCCCCCACCCCUCCUAAUUUCAAAUCAAAUCAGAUUUUCUUUGUCACAUACGUGUUUAGCAGAUGUUAUCGCGGGUGGAGCGAAAUGCUUGUGCUUCUAGCCCCGACAGUGCAGUAAUAUCUAACAAGUAAUAUCUAACAAUUUCACAACAUAUACCCAAUACACACAAAACUAGUAAGGAAUGGGAUUUAAGAAUAUAUACAUAUAUGGACAAGCAAUGACAGAGCGGCAUGGACUAAGAUACAGUAGAAUAUUAUAGAAUAUAAUGCAGUAUACAGUGAGGGAAAAAAGUAUUUGAUCCCCUGCUGAUUUUGUACGUUUGCCCACUGACAAAGACAUGAUCAGUCGUUAAUUUUAAUGGUAGGUGGUCUAAGGCACUGCAUCGCAGUGCUAACUGUGCCACUAGAUCCUGGUUCGAAUCCAGGCUGUGUCGCAGCCGGCCGUGACCGGGAGACUCAUGGGCGGCGCACAAUUGGCCCAGCGUCGUCCAGGGUAGGGGAGGGAAUGGCCGGCAGGGAUGUAGCUCAGUUGAUAGAGCAUGGCGUUUGCAACGCCAGGGUUGUGGGUUCGAUUCCCACGGGGGACCAGUAUAAAAAAAAUAUGUAUUCACUAACUGUAAGUCGCUCUGGAUAAGAGCGUCUGCUAAAUGACUAAAAUGUAAUGUAAAUGUUGAACAGUGAGAGACAGAAUAACAACAAAAUCAAGAAAAACGCAUGUCAAAAAUGUUAUAAAUUGAUUUGCAUUUUAAUGAGGGAAAUAAGUAUUUGACCCCUCUGCAAAACAUUACUUAGUACUUGGUGGCAAAACCCUUGUUGGCAAUCACAGAGGUCAGACGUUUCCUGUAGUUGGCCACCAGGUUUGCACACAUCUCAGGAGGGAUUUUGUCCCACUCCUCUUUGCAGAUCUUCUCCAAGUCAUUAAGGUUUCGAGGCUGACGUUUGGCAACUCGAACCUUCAGCUCCCUCCACAGAUCUUCUAUGGGAUUAAGGUCUGGAGACUGGCUAGGCCACUCCAGGACCUUAAUGUGCUUCUUCUUGAGCCACUCCUUUGUUGCCUUGGCCGUGUGUUUUUUUGUCAUUGUCAUGCUGGAAUACCCAUCCACGACCCAUUUUCAAUGCCCUGGCUGAGGGAAGGAGGUUCUCACCCAAGAUUUGUACUCCUGAGUGGCGCAGUGGUCUAAGGCACUGCAUCGCAGUGCUAACUGUGCCACUAGAGAUCCUGGUUCGAAUCCAGGCUCUGUCGCAGCCGGCCGUGACCGGGAGACUCAUGGGCGGCGCACAAUUGGCCCAGCGUCGUCCAGGGUAGGGGAGCGAAUGGCCGGCAGGGUAGGGGAGGGAAUGUAGCUCAGUUGAUAGAGCAUGGCGUUUGCAACGCCAGGGUUGUGGGUUUGAUUCCCACGGGGGGCCAGUAUAAAAAAAAAUAUGUAUUCACUAACUGUAAGUCGCUCUGGAUAAGAGCGUCUGCUAAAUGACUAAAAUGUAAAUGUAAAUUUGACGGUACAUGGCCCCGUCCAUCGUCCCUUUGAUGCGGUGAAGUUGUCCUGUCCCCUUAGCAGAAAAACACCCCCAAAGCAUAAUGUUUCCACCUCCAUGUUUGACGGUGGGGAUGGUGUUCCUGGGGUCAUAGGCAGCAUUCCUCCUCCUCCAAACACGGCGAGUUGAGUUGAUGCCAAAGAGCUCCAUUUUGGUCUCAUCUGACCACAACACUUUCACCCAGUUCUCCUCUGAAUCAUUCAGAUGUUCAUUGGCAAACUUCAGACGGGCAUGUAUAUGUGCUUUCUUGAGCAGGGGGACCUUGCGGGCACUGCAGGAUUUCAGUCCUUCACAGCGUAGUGUGUUACCAAUUGUUUUCUUGGUGACUAUGGUCCCAGCUGCCUUGAGAUCAUUGACAAGAUCCUCCCGUGUAGUUCUGGGCUGAUUACUCACCGUUCUCAUGAUCAUUGCAACUCCACGAGGUGAGAUCUUGCAUGGAGCCCCAGGCCGAGGGAGAUUGACAGUUAUUUUGUGUUUCUUCCAUUUGCGAAUAAUCGCACCAACUGUUGCCACCUUCUCACCAAGCUCCUUGGCGAUGGUCUUGUAGCCCAUUCCAGCCUUGUAUAGGUCUACAAUCUUGUCCCUGACAUCUUUGGAGAGCUCUUUGGUCUUGGCCAUGGUGGAGAGUUUGGAAUCUGAUUGAUUGAUUGCUUCUGUGGACAGGUGUCUUUUUAUACAGGUAACACGCUGAGAUUAGGAGCACUCCCUUUAAGAGUGUGCUCCUAAUCUCAGCUCGUUACCUGUAGAAAAGACACCUGGGAGCCAGAAAUCUUUCUGAUUGAGAGGGGGUCAAAUACUUAUUUCCCUCAUUAAAAUGCUAAUCAAUUUAUAACAUUUUUGACAUGCGUUUUUCUGGAUUUUUGUUGUUGUUAUUCUGUCUCUCACUGUUCAAAUAAACCUACUAUCCAGGCUCUGUCGUAGCCGGCCGCGACCGGGAGACCCAUGGGGCGGCGCACAAUUGGCCCAGCGUCGUCUAGGGUAGGGGAGGGAAUGGCCGGCAGGGAUGUAGCUCAGUUGGUAGAGCAUGGCGUUUGCAACGCCAGGGUUGUGGGUUCGUUUCCCACGGGAGGGUAUGAAAAAAUAAAUAAUGUAUCCACUCACUAACUGUAAGUCGCUCUGGAUAAGAGCGUCUGCUAAAUGACUAAAAUGUAAAUGUAAAAAUGUACCAUUAAAAUUAUAGACUGAUAAUUUCUUUGUAAGUGGGCAAACGUACAAAAUCAGCAGGGGAUCAAAUACUUUUUUCCCUCACUGUAUACAUAUGAGAUGAGUAGUGCAAGAUAUUUAAACAUUAUUAAAGUGACUAGUGUUCCAUUUCUUAAUGUGUCCAGUGAUUUCAAUAGGCAGCAGCAGCCUCUAAUGUGCUAGUGAUGGCUAUUUAACAGUGAUGGCCUUGAGAUAGAAGCUGUUUUUCAUUCUCUCGGUCCCAGCUUUGAUGCACCUGUACUGACUUCGCCUUCUGGAUGAUAGCGGGGUGAACAGGCAGUGGCUCGGGUGGUUGUGGGGCCCCAAUGUUGAGGAUCAGCGAAGUGGAGAUGUUGUUUCCUACCUUCACCACCUGGGGCCGGCCCUUCAGGAAGUCCAGGACCCAGUUGCACAGGGCGGGGUUCAGACCCUCGAGCUUAAUGAUGAGCUUGGAGGGUACUAUGGUGUUGAAUGCUGACCUAUAGUCAAUGAACAGCAUUCUUACAUAGGUAUUCCUCUUGUCCAGAUGGGAUAGGGCAGUGUGCAGUGUGAUGGCGAUUGCAUCGUCUGUGGAUCUAUUGGAGCGGUAAGCAAAUUGAAGUGGGUCUAUUGAUAUGUAUGAAAGGGGUAUACCUGCAAUUAAGUGGUAAAUAAGAGGCUGUUUCAACGGGGGUCAUAUAAACAUUUCCUUAUAGUUUUUACAGGUAACAUACCACAUCUUCUGUCUGAAAUGGGUAAAUGUCUCUACUUCUUUCAGGAAUCCUGCCAAAAGCCUGUGGACAAGUACAUUGAAUAUGAUCCAGUCAUUAUUCUGAUUGAUGCCAUUUUAUGCAAAACUCAAGCAUUCAGACACAUUCUGUUCAACAUUACAUUGAACGUAAGUACAGUAAGACACUGAAAAACGAUUCACCAGAGUCAGAUUACAGUGCAUGCUUUAGAAAAUUGAUGAGACUUGAUCCACAUUGCAUUGCAUUUACUCUGCAGAGAGACACAAGGCAUGAUGGCAUGUCUUAUUGAUGGUUUCCUCUACAGAUUCACUGGAAGCUGUGUGUGUUUUGCCUGCUGUGUGAGUCCUACCUGAGGUGGUCACAACUUCCGGGAUCUGAACAGAGCAAUGACCCUGCAGACAUCAUUAGAUACACCAAGGAAUGGGAUUUCUAUGGCAUGUUUGGGAUGGCAGCUCUUGGUGGGUAUAUAAAGCAUGGAAAAAAACACAUCAUUACUAUAACAAGUCAUGCACUCAUCAACAAACAUGCCUUUGACAAUGUUAAUAGCAAUGUUAUAACAAUGUUUCCAAGUGUAGAUAAAAUGACAAAUCCUGCUUUCUUUUCACAAUGAUUUCAUACAAAUGACGGUCUUCUGCUGGUUGGUACUGAUUUCAUGUUCAUUUGUCCACAGAAUUGGGUGCGUUCUCUGUUGGAGUGCUGUCUUUCCUGUGGCUGGUGCAGAGGCUGCUUGGCUAUGACUUUGAACUGAGCUUACUACUGAAAGCCCUCCUGCUGUCCAGCUAUGGCAAAAUCCUGCACAUCGCUGCAGUCAUAUGGGAGCAUGACUACUCCCCGCACUGCUUCAGCCUCAUCAAGCUGUUUGUGCUCACAUCCAACUCUCAGGCCAUCAGAGGUACAUUAGCCAACUCCUCCCUCAGUGUACCAAUGCUCCCAUUAUAAUACUAAUAAUAAUAAUAUGCCAUUUAGCAGAUGCUUUUAUCCAAAGCGACUUACAGUCAUGCGUGCAUAUAUAUUUUUUUUUGUGUAUGGGUGGUCCCGGGGAUCGAACCCACUACCUUGGCGUUACAAGCGCCGUGCUCUACCAGCUGAGCUACAGAGGACCAUUAGUCACUCACAUUUAGCUCCAUCGCUGUUCCUGUUAAUUCAGCGAGUGAAUUGGAGUGAAAAUGGAUUGAAAAGUUCUCAUUACUCAUUAUUGAUACUAUUAAAUAACCUAUUUCACACAUUGAGCACCAUAUCUAUCGACUUUUCACGUAGUGAAUUCUGUUAUUCCCUAGAGUUACUAAAUAGUUAUAAAUAGUUCCAAAAUUGUCCAAAGCUAAUCCAUUAAUUCACUAAAGUUGCAUUAACGUUAUGCAUUAUGUUUUUUUCACCAAACAAUCAGGCCUGCAAAGCAAGCACUAGUCUCGGUGUGCCCCCUGUGGUUUGUCACAUUUCAGGGUAAUGGCCCUUAUCGUGCUGCUGGUCCAGUUUUUGCUGUUCUGCCUGCGGCUAUGGAACCCUGACCUCUUCACCAGUCGUGCUACCUUUUCCCGGACCUUCUGUUUUGACUCUCUCCUUUCUUUCUUUCUUUCUUUCUUUCUUUCUUUCUUUCUUUCUUUCAUUCUUUCAAUUCGAUUUAAGGGCUUUAUUGGCAUGGGAUAAACAAAAGUGAAAUAAACACUUUUUCCCCCUUUUUUUUUUUUACAGUAAACAUUACACUCACAAAAGUUCCAAAAGAAUAAAGACAUUUCAAAUGUCAUUAUGUGCAAAUAGUUAAAGUACAAAAGGGAAAAUACAUCAACAUAAAUAUGGGUUGUAUUUACAAUGGUGUUUGUUCUUCACUAGUUGCCCUUUUCUUGAGGCAACAGGUCACAAAUCUUGCUGCUGUGAUGGCACACUGUGGUUUUUCACCUAAUAGAUAUGGGAGUUUAUCAAAAUUGGGUUUGUUUUCUAAUUCUUUGUGGAUCUGUGUAAUCUGAGGGAAAUAUGUGUCUCUAAUAUGGUCAUACAUUUGGCAGGAGGUUAGGAAGUGCAGCUCAGUUUCCACCUCAUUUUUUGGGCAGUGUGCACAUAGCCUGUCUUUUCUUGAGAGCCAGGUCUGCCUACGACGGCCGCUCUCAAUAGCAAUGCUAUGCUCACUGAGUCUACGUAGUCAAAGCUUUCCUUAAAUUUGGGUCAGUCACAGUGGUCAGGGAUUCUGCCAAUGUGUACGCUCUGUUUAGGGCCAAAUAGCAUUCUAGUUUGCUCUGUUUUUUUGUUAAUUCUUUCCAAUGUGUCAAGUAAUUAUCUUUUUGUUUUCUCAUGAUUUGGUUGGAUCUAAUUGUUUUGCUGUCCUGGGGCUCUGUGGGGUCUGUUUGUGCUCUCUGUCUCUCUCUCUCUUUCUCCCCCAUAUUCUCCACCUGGCACAGCCAGAAGAGGACUGGCCACCCCUCAGAGCCUGGUUCCUCUCUAGGUUUCUUCCUAGGUUCCUGCCUUUCUAGGGAGUUUUUCCUAGCCACUGUGCUUCUACAGCUGUAUUGCUUGCUCUUUGGGUUUUAGGCUGGGUUUCUGUAUAAGCACUUUGCGACAACUGCUGAUGUAAAAAGGGCUUUAUGAAUACAUUUGAUUGAUUGAUUGAUAUUGGAUUCCUGUAGAAUUCAUGGUUUAUUGCACUGAUGGCAGUAUUUCUCAAUUCUACAACAAGUAGGAGAUUAACAUGAUCUAAAGGUGUUCUAAACAAGUACUUUUCCUGCAUAUUGUCAUGUUUGUGUUCUUGUAAGACCUGAUCAUUUCCUCUCCUCUCUUCUCCAGUCAUUCUUAACUGCAGCAGAAGGCUCUCCCUGCUGGCUGUGUGUGUGGGUCUGCUAUUGGAGACGUGCAUAGCCCAGGCGUUUCAGACGCUUCCAUGGAGCAUAAAGGACAUCCUGCCGUUCCAAUGACCUGUUUCAGGCCGGUCCUAAAGAACACACUGUUACAAUGGCACCUAUUAUGCCCUGGACCAGAGACCGGUGAGGGGAAACUAUUAGUGCUAUGUGGAGUGUGCCUAGACAUAUAGUCAAACACUGACAAUAACCUCUCUGUUGGUAUUGG